AUGUCUAAAAUGAUUACAGCUCGCAGUCUGACCGGCGCCCGCCGUGCGUUCUCUGCCCACGCGCGGCCCAACUGGCUGGAGAAGAACUGUGGUGACGUGCCCACGCACCCGCAAAAGCAGGACUCUGAGGUCAGUGCGAUGCUGCGCGGCGGCCACGCGCUCCAGAUCGCUAGCUUGAAGCUGUUGAACGCCAAGGUAGCGACUUCUCAAGUGAUUCGAACAUACUCGAGCUCGCAUGUUGAGAAACUAAAGGAGCUGCAAAGAAUUGAACGCGAGGCAGUGCAACGCAUUGAGAAAGGUGUGCGCACCAAAGACUUUCGGUUCCGACCGAGUCUGGUGAUCCCUGCUAUGGAGCUUGGCAGUUUGGCUGCAGGCAGCGUGCUGAGCACGUUGGGGGAUACUAUCAGCACGUCGUACGUGACGGGAGUGAAGAUGGCGAUAAGCGACUUCUACAACGACCAGAUUCGUGAGAUUUACGCGAGCAAAGCAGGAAUGGUCGAACUCAAGGAGUUGUUCAAGGUCGCGCGUGAUGAAGAGCAAGAGUUUGUUGACGCGCAUACGUCUGCGAGCUCGGUCCCAAGUGAAGCCAGCUCUGACCCUGUGACGACAUUCGCGAAGGCUUCCUUGAAGGUGCUGGCUCAAGUUGCAAGGGUUGUGUAA
Peronospora matthiolae is the source of this 660-nucleotide messenger RNA. Lineage: Eukaryota; Oomycota; Peronosporomycetes; Peronosporales; Peronosporaceae. The record is from the annotation of a GenBank genome assembly.